AUGAACCUGAUUGAGCAGCCCUUUCAACACGAUAACUUUCAAACAGAAGAUUCUGCCCCAAUACAAGAUAACGAAAAUAAUUCGAAUUUCCACGGGCUCAUCAGCCCCAAGUUGGCUAAUGAACUUCUAAUGAAAUAUCGAAUGCAUAAAAUGCCUCAGUAUCCUUUCGUAAUCAUACCACCUGAAAUAGACUUUGUGAUGCUUCGCCAACAAUCCCCAUUUCUUUUUCUAUGCGUUAUGACCGCUUCACUGGAGCAUGAUCCGGCGUUACAACAUACCCUGGAGACCCUAAUUAGAGGAGAGAUUGCAACACGUUUAAUCAUAAAGAUUGAAAGAAACAUAGACCUAUUACAAGGACUACUUGUACAUAUCGCCUGGUCCCACUAUCACUGGAGAACUUACCAUACUCAUAUGUAUAUGCUGCUCCAGAUGGCAAGUAGUGUGGUUGUGGAUCUUGAUCUUGACAGGGACGAGAGCUUCAGAAUGCAGACAAUCCCAAUAGAAGGAAAGGAACCCGAUCAAAUACAAGAACUCUCAUCUCAAACUGCUGCUGGGCAGCGAGCUCUGCUGGGAUGCUACUACAUAUCUUCUAAGUCGUCCAUAUUCCGCGGUCAACUCACGAUGCGACAUACAAGAUGGGUCGACCAAUGUGCUAAAUCUCUAGCGGAAAAAGCAGAGUAUCCCACAGAUUUACAACUCAAGGCCUAUGUUGAUGUUCAGUCAUUAGCAUAUCAAAGCCGGCUACUGUUUGAAGAGCUGAGGCGAUGUUCAAAAUUUCCACCUUUAGAAGACUGGACUAGAGUCUCUGACCUAAUACAACAACAAUCGCAGAUAGAGGAGCCGCUGACCUUACAUAAUACGGAGAAUCAUUCAUGGGCUCUACGCCUUGAGCUGAGCGCAGCACACACACUGGUGCUUGGACAAGCACUGUGGCGAAGAAGAGACAUCUUUGAAUUACAAGAGAUAAACCACCUAAAAACUCUUACGACUUCUGCGCAUAACAUUAUAAGCACAUUCCUGGCUGUUCCCUCCUCCGUGGCCGUCCACCUUCCUGCCUCCGCCUACAUGACCAUUUGGUAUGGUUUACUAGUUCUGUCUAAGCUUAGCUUGCUCUUUCAUCCAGACGAGAGCCAGGUCACCAGCGUAGAUAAUAAGAGGACUCAUGAGAGAGCACUUGCUGUCAUACAGAAGUUUGAGGAACUUCCCCCAGGAGAUAACGUCUGGACAAACUCUAUAAAGGUUGUUCGGAACCUGUUAUCAUGGCUAGAAAAGAUGAAGGCUGAAGCACAGCGCCAUGUACCACCAAGCUCCGCUUUAAUGUCGCCGAGUACAGGCUAUAGAUUUAAUAGAAGCCAAGGAAGCUCAUUCCAACCGUCGGUUCCGGUUUUCUGGCAAGGCCAUCUGCCACGAGUUGGAGAUAACUUAGUUAAGCAAGCUGCGUGGUCGCCAAUAUUUUCCCAGGAGGACCAUGCUGCAUCUAAGGAUAUCCAGAACGGUCUGACAGACGAAUUCGAUGUCGGCCAAUGGCAGCAAAUGCUCGACAGCUUCACCUGGUUUGGACCUUCAUCAGAUAGUCAGUUGAACUUUGGUUACUACGGCAAUGUCGCAUGA
Messenger RNA from Talaromyces proteolyticus, 1611 nucleotides. RefSeq lists its product as uncharacterized. The coding region runs from base 1 to 1611 and encodes 536 amino acids. Gene Ontology annotation, biological process: regulation of DNA-templated transcription. The record is from RefSeq and is a predicted model, not a curated record. Gene Ontology annotation, molecular function: transcription cis-regulatory region binding; DNA-binding transcription factor activity, RNA polymerase II-specific. Gene Ontology annotation, cellular component: nucleus. Lineage: Eukaryota; Fungi; Ascomycota; Eurotiomycetes; Eurotiales; Trichocomaceae. The transcript has 3 exons.